This is a messenger RNA of Mucor velutinosus, 1020 nucleotides long. RefSeq lists its product as uncharacterized. NCBI's taxonomy places the organism in Eukaryota, Fungi, Mucoromycota, Mucoromycetes, Mucorales, Mucoraceae. The record is from RefSeq and is a predicted model, not a curated record. Bases 1 to 1020 code for a protein of 339 amino acids. The transcript is spliced from 6 exons.
AUGCGCCAGCAAGCACGAGCAGAAUAUUUACCUGGAACAACCGUUUUUGCAAAACUAAAAGGAUAUCCCUGGUGGCCAGCAAGGAUUGAAGUGGAUUCAAAUGUGCCAGCCAAAGUGUUAAAGCAAAAAAGCAAGACAAAAAAUGCCUUAUAUACCGUGUUUUUCUAUGGUUCCAGAGACUAUGGGUUCUUUGGUCCAGAUGCUAUCAGACCUUUUGAUAGUGCCAUGGUGGAAAACGACCUCAAAGCAAAGAAGUUUAAAACCAAAGAUCUGGAGCUAGCCGUCCGUCAAGCGUUGAAUCCCUCUUUAUUGACACAACUGGAAGAGGAAAAUAACGAGGAUGAAGAGGAUGAGGAUGCGGAGGACGAGGAUGCGGAGGACGAGGAAGAGAAUGAAAAGAAGGGAAAGAGUAAAAAGACAUCAACAGCAGCGGCAAAUAAGAAGAAACCAGUGGCAAAUGGUAAAACAGCAAAGAAAACGGCAAAUUCAGUGGGAACCACCACAUCAGCACAAAAGAGAAAGAGUCGCAAACUGGCUACGGGAGGAGGAGACGAAGAGGAUGCCGUAGGAGAUACAGCUAUUGGCGAUAGCAUGGAUAGAAAGAGAAGACGUAAAUCCAUGUCGCUUGAAAAGGAAGAAGGACAUGAAUCUCCAAUCGCUCAUGACACUGUAAAGGAUGAUAUCAAGAAAUCGCCAGAAUACAAGAAAGUGUAUCAUAUUAGACAUAGAUUGCAAAGAUUAGUGUACAACAAGAAGGAGGGUGAAAUCCCACUCGAUGAUUACCCAAAGAUCUUGGAGGUUGUCAAGGAUAUAGAGGAGGCACCAAUGACAUAUAAUCUUCUCAAAGAUACCAAGAUUGGCAAAGUCGUUAAAGCCGCUUGCUCUUAUCCUUUUGAAAACGACACUGCCAUCAAAGAUCGCUGCCAGCAAUUGAUGAGAAGUUGGAAGACACAUUUCAUCGAUCCUCAACAACACUCCAAGUUGAAAUCGCAAGAGGAUACACACAUGCAAGAUGUUUAA